UCCCAGCCGAAGCCCCACCCGCCCCAAGUGUGCACAUUGAAUGCUUAUCUUUACACUACCAUCACUUGCCACCAACGGCCGCCGGACCCAACGGCCGCAUCGACUACGGUGAUUUUGAGUUUGAUGACCUUCGUCCGAGGAGCAUACAUUUUGACGGACGUGACAAGACAUAAGAGCAAGUAUGGUAUGUGA
Molecule: messenger RNA, 192 nt
Organism: Bipolaris victoriae FI3
Lineage: Eukaryota; Fungi; Ascomycota; Dothideomycetes; Pleosporales; Pleosporaceae
Exons: 1
Source: RefSeq, a predicted model, not a curated record